AUGGAGGCUCUAGAUGCUGGCCUCCACGUUGAAGAGCCAGUGGGUGUCGAUUUAGUAUCAUGUGUGGAGGAGGUACCGGCUGAAGAGCCUCAGCAGUGUGAUAGAGAGAAUCAGUGCAUCGCUGAGGUUGAUGAGCAGUCUCUCAACCAAAUCAAGCUGCAGUGUGAAUUUUACUUCUCUGAUGCCAACAUCUUGAAGGACCAGUUCAUGUUAAACCAAGUGAAAUCUUCAAAAGAUGGUUGGGUCAAUCUGGGAAUAAUCGAGAAAUUCAAAAAAGUUCAGAAGUUAACAAAAAGCCAUGACGUCAUUAUUCGUGCCCUGGCGAAUUCUGAGAAGCUUGAGGUUUCAGAAGAUGGUUUGAUGAUCAGGCGGAGGUGUCCAUUACCUGAGUGGGAUCCUUCUGUUUACUAUCGAUCGCUUAUCGUUUCUGAUCUACCCGACGGGACGAAGUUAGAUCAUUCUGAUCUGACUGAAAUUUUCACGGUACGCUAUUCAAAGUAG
Molecule: messenger RNA, 501 nt
Organism: Dicrocoelium dendriticum
Lineage: Eukaryota; Metazoa; Platyhelminthes; Trematoda; Plagiorchiida; Dicrocoeliidae
Source: the annotation of a GenBank genome assembly